CUUUCAGUUACUGCAAACGCUUACAACAAAUUCUCUUUCAAAAAAACAUGUCUGAAGUUUUGUCUUCUUUUUGAAAUAUUUUGAAACCGUAUGCUGAAUUCAGUAUGUCAAAAGCGAUGGCCAAACUGAAGAGUUCUGUGGAGGCUUUUUUUCUUCUGGGUGCAAACAGCUGGUGUAAGUGUCUGGUGGGAAAUAAUAUUCUUGGGUUUGAACAUUUCCUUCCAAAGAAGUCCACGAGUGAUGAAGAGGUGUCACUGCAGAUAGGUGCCCAGUGGAUUACAGUUAUCAAUGAGCCUCGGACCGUAAUUAAAAGCUAUAUGGAGGCAUCAUCUAGACGUCCGUGUAUGAUUUUAUUUGUUCUGCAACGUGACCAUGUUUCUCAGAGGGAUGUAGAAACAUUUGCACAUUUUCAGCCAAUGUUCGGAAAGAAAAUGGACGAAAAUACUGUUGUGGUUCUCGUGAGCAGUGAUACUAAGACAACAGCAAGGCCAAACGAGGUAACAAACGAACACCUGGAGAAGGUUCUCUGUCGGAGUGGAAGGAGAGUGUGUGAUUUUAACAAAAAUCUUAAGAAAAGCGACUUCAUCGAAGAGCUGAUUGCGUGUUGGAAGAGUCGGCCCGAGUUGCACAUACACGAGCAUGAAAGCUCGUACAUGUCUGUGGAAAGGAAGAUCUGGAAACAACAGGAAGCAAUGACCCAAGAGCAUAUUUCCGGUAGAAUUCAUAAUAAUAUCAAUGGGGGAAAUUAUUCCAAGUCUGUGGAAAUGGAGACAUGCAGAUCGGAGGAAGAAAUGGCACAAAAGCAUGCAUCAGGAGGCAACCGAGGAGGUAACCAAGCUGCUAUCAAGAAGAAAAACACCUUGACCGUCGUGCUUCUGGGACAGACGGGAAGUGGAAAGAGCGCCACGGGAAACACCAUCCUCAGAAAGCGUCAUUUUGAAUCGCAUGCCAGUUCCGUGCCAGUAACACAGGUGUGUCAGACGGCAGAGGAGACUGUCUGCGGAGUCAAAAUCAGGGUCAUUGACACCCCAGAUUUUUUUGACGAAGAUCUAAAAAACAAGCAAGAACAGAUCAAGAAGUGCAAAGAGCUCACUCAGCCGGGGCCUGAUGUGUAUUUGCUGGUGAUGGAGCUCGGCCGUUACACAGAUGGGGAGAGAGAAAUAGUUCAGAACAUAAAAAGGGCGUUUGGUGCAGGGGUGGUGAAAGAAACCAUUGUUCUGUUCACUAGCAAGGAGAAAUUAAGAGGGAAGACCGUAGCAGAGUACAUUAAAAACACAGACGCGCAGCUGCAAGAGCUGAUUAGAACAUGCGGCUCAAGGUGUCACGCAUUUAACAACAAUGAUCACAAUGUUUCACAGGUCGAGAGGCUGUUACAGAUGAUUUUGGAAAUGAAAAAGAAAAAUGGAAAUACUGACACAGAACGCUAUUUAUCUUGUGUGGAAUCAGAGAAAAAAAACUGCAGAAUUCAGUAAAGACCGGCAAUUAAUUGUUCUGCGCUAGUAGUUUGAAAAACUCAAAUAAUACACAGUACAUCAAAUAAUAGACAGUACAUCAGUGUUAUGUUGCAUGUAUUAUCAAGCGUAAGUACAAAUAAAGAUGUGUGUUUUCUUCAAAAAGGCUAGUGCAUUACUGUUUCAUCGGUCAUGUAGAAACAGCUAGGUCAAAACUAAAACUUCUGAAACUCAUGAAAGGCACAGAAAACAAAUGUGCCAACUUCUGCACGUCGUUUUUUAGUCAGAGGCAAGUAUUCAAAGAAUGCGGUCCUACACGUUACAGACAUGUUUGCUUACACUAAGCUUGCAUCCUGACAGCAAGAGAUUGUAAACUACAUUCUGACUGGUUUGAUAAUUAAGAUUUCUUCCUUGUAUGAAAAAUCGAUGAAGAAUGUAUUUCCUUCUGAAAAACAUACUGCACAUCUGAUCAACAGAAAACACAUGCAGGUGCACUGAUUCCUCUUCUGAUUAUUGAUAUGUUUAUUACAUAUAUAUAUAUUCCUUUUCUUGUUUAUGUUCUAGUUUAAAUAUUAAUACCAUUUUUUUCUUGUGCUGAACACAAACAAAUAUAUUUUGAAAUAUGUGGAAAAAGUUGAUGGUCCCUAUUAAAUUCCACAGUAUAUACAAAAAUACUAUAGAAGUCAAUGUCAUCAGCUAAAAAAUAAAUCAGUUGUGUUUACUUUAAAAUGCUGUUGCUAUGAUCUUCACAGAAAAAAUAUAUAGUUACAACAUAGUAGGUUUUACAAAUUACUAAUAUCUGUUUUGAACAAUCGCUGCAUAAUGAAGCAGAGAAACAUCUAACGUGAAGUGCACAGAAUUCUGGGAUUUUUUUUUUUACUGUAAAUUAUACAAUGACUUCUCUUUUCUCUAUACAUUGGACUACAGUAUACAUUAAAUGUAACAACUAUUAACUAUAGUAUGGAAACUAUUUAUCCUGUUUUUACUAUAGCAUUUUUACUGUUAAAAUCACGAUCAUUCUGCACAUGAUCUCCUUUCAUUUUUUCUUAUAAAUGUUUCAUUAUGCAAUAUUUUUAUUACAUAUUUAAAAGAGACUGAAUCCAAGAUUUGAUCAUAACAUAGUAUCAUAAGAGAUUUACAAGCGAUUUUAAAAGGCUGGAUAUUUUUACAUCAAAAUUAGGUUAAAAAAUAGGUUUUUCAGGGCAGCAUGAAGGUUAAAAACAUGUUUUCUAAGAACUAACAAAAAGUUCCUGGAGCAAAAUCAUGUUGUUUAACUAAUAAACCAAAAGCGUUUAUGAAGCAAAUUAAGAUGCUUCGUAUAAAAAGGUCUAACAAAUGAAUAAAUGUACAAAGGCAAGUUUUCUAGUCAGUAAAAAUAUUUUAUUAUGUUAUCAAUUUUUCAUUUUAUUCUGUAUUUAUUCAUUUAUUUAUUCAUUUGAUGGGCAAAAAUGGAUGUGCAAACAGCUCUUGCUUUUACAUGAUGAACGUUUUACUUCUAAUGAACACUUUUACAGUUUUACUCUUAUACAAAGAUUAGAGAUUUUAACAUAUUUUAAAAUACAAUGGAAAAAAAUACUGUUAUACAUAAAUAUUCAUAGAUUACUUGAAGAAGAUAGAAUGAAGACAGUUAUACAUUUAUGUCUACAGUAUUUUACAACAGACUUCUGAUGUAUUUAAUUAUAGUAUCACUAUAUUAAGCUUACCAGUAGAUUCCCUGCCUGAACUGGAUUGACUAUUAAUAUCUGCUGUAUCAAGUUAAGACAAGUCUUAAACAUAUUUAUGGAAAAAUCAAAGGUCAUAUGCGAUCCAGUACAUUAAGUAGUUCAGAUAUAUAAUGACUGAUCUCAAACAAAGUCUCUGAAAACAAUUCCAAAAUCAAGUGCCUUCAUAUUAGAUUCACAAGCAUCUACGUAUAAUUAUUCAUUCCACUAUGUGCUGCACAGUCCAAUCAAAAUAACCUCAUAUUCCACUGCGUCACAUCACAUAAAUUGUGUUUAUCUUCCUAAGAUGUCUAAGUCUCUUU
This is a messenger RNA of Puntigrus tetrazona (Sumatra barb), 3474 nucleotides long. RefSeq lists its product as uncharacterized. NCBI's taxonomy places the organism in Eukaryota, Metazoa, Chordata, Actinopteri, Cypriniformes, Cyprinidae. Gene Ontology annotation, molecular function: GTP binding. The record is from RefSeq and is a predicted model, not a curated record. The transcript is spliced from 4 exons. Bases 105 to 1472 code for a protein of 455 amino acids.